Callorhinchus milii (elephant shark) is the source of this 4105-nucleotide messenger RNA. It is a transcript of the gene klhl20, whose product is annotated as kelch-like family member 20. Lineage: Eukaryota; Metazoa; Chordata; Chondrichthyes; Chimaeriformes; Callorhinchidae. The transcript is spliced from 12 exons. The record is from RefSeq and is a predicted model, not a curated record. The coding region runs from base 94 to 1923 and encodes 609 amino acids. Gene Ontology annotation, molecular function: protein binding.
GGUUGCCGCGCAAGCGCAGUGGGGGGGCGUGGCGGCCACGGAGGGAGAACGGAAAGGAGCUAAAUCGAGACUGAGAAAUUCUCUUGACUGUGCAUGGAAGGGAAGCUGAUGCGCAGGUGCAACAGUACUCGACCAGGAGAGAUCGGAAUGGAUGUUACUAGCCGAUGUACACUGGGUGAUCCCAAUAAACUGCCCGAGGGAGUGCCCCAACCAGCCAGAAUGCCGUACGUAUCGGACAAGCACCCUCGGCAGACUCUCGAAGUGAUUAACCUUUUGAGGAAGCACAGGGAACUCUGUGACGUGGUGCUGGUCGUAGGCGCAAAAAAGAUCUAUGCACAUAGGGUGAUCCUAUCGGCCUGCAGCCCUUACUUUCGAGCGAUGUUUACCGGUGAGCUGGCAGAGAGCCGGCAGACUGAAGUGGUGAUUCGAGACAUUGACGAGAGAGCCAUGGAACUGCUGAUUGACUUUGCGUACACUUCCCAGAUCACUGUGGAGGAGGGAAACGUGCAGACCCUGCUGCCGGCUGCCUGCCUCUUGCAGCUGGCUGAGAUCCAGGAGGCAUGCUGCGAGUUCCUGAAGAGACAACUCGAUCCCUCCAACUGCCUGGGUAUCAGAGCCUUCGCUGACACCCACUCCUGCAGAGAGCUGCUGCGUAUUGCUGACAAGUUCACCCAGCACAACUUUCAAGAGGUGAUGGAAAGUGAAGAGUUUAUGUUGCUACCAGCCAAUCAGCUGAUUGAUAUCAUCUCCAGUGAUGAGCUGAAUGUCCGGAGUGAGGAACAAGUCUUCAAUGCAGUAAUGGCCUGGGUUAAAUACAGCAUCCAGGAGAGACGACCCCAACUACCACAGGUAUUGCAGCACGUUCGCCUGCCGCUGCUCAGCCCCAAGUUUCUUGUUGGCACUGUUGGAUCUGACCCUUUGAUUAAGAGUGAUGAGGAGUGCAGAGACCUUGUUGAUGAAGCCAAAAACUAUUUGCUCUUACCACAAGAACGACCCUUGAUGCAGGGUCCAAGGACAAGACCUCGGAAGCCGAUCCGCUGUGGUGAAGUAUUGUUUGCAGUUGGAGGUUGGUGUAGCGGGGAUGCCAUUUCGAGUGUGGAACGCUACGAUCCUCAGACCAAUGAGUGGCGAAUGGUGGCAUCCAUGAGCAAGCGUCGGUGUGGUGUCGGGGUCAGCGUCCUGGAUGAUCUCCUGUAUGCAGUUGGAGGACAUGAUGGAUCCUCAUAUCUGAACAGUGUGGAGAGAUAUGACCCAAAGACCAACCAGUGGAGUAGCGACGUGGCUCCCACCAGUACAUGUCGGACCAGUGUUGGCGUGGCAGUGUUGGGAGGGUAUCUGUAUGCUGUGGGUGGCCAGGAUGGCGUCUCUUGUCUGAACAUUGUGGAAAGGUAUGAUCCAAAAGAGAAUAAAUGGGCCCGUGUAGCUUCAAUGAGUACCAGGCGGCUUGGUGUGGCAGUUGCUGUAUUAGGUGGAUUUCUCUAUGCUGUUGGUGGAUCUGAUGGUACCUCGCCCCUCAAUACUGUUGAACGCUACAGUCCACAGGAAAAUCGCUGGCACACAAUAGCACCAAUGGGAACACGACGGAAGCAUCUUGGAUGUUCUGUGUACCAAGACAUGAUCUAUGCUGUUGGAGGUCGAGAUGAUACCACAGAGCUGAGCAGCGCUGAGCGGUUCAAUCCCAGAACUAACCAGUGGUCUCCAGUGGUAGCCAUGACAUCGCGCAGGAGUGGGGUUGGCCUUGCAGUUGUUAAUGGCCAGUUGAUGGCAGUGGGUGGGUUUGAUGGCACCACUUAUUUAAAAACGAUUGAAGUGUAUGAUCCUGAUGCAAACACGUGGAGAUUAUAUGGAGGAAUGAACUAUCGUAGACUGGGCGGUGGAGUGGGUGUAAUCAAAAUGACACACUGCGAGUCUCACAUAUGGUAACUGGUGAACUCGGUACAGUCUUUGCUGCUAGUGGACACUUGUUAAUAGAUUGGAAAGAAUUUAAUUGAGUGGGAAACGGUUGUUUGCCAAACAAAAUGAGACGUGCUCUCUGCUAAAUGAUCUAAAAAUGACUGUGCAAUAAAUGAAGUCUUGUGGAUUAAGCUAGACUUCUAUGCAGAUCUCAUGAACAUUUCUAAGGAUAUUGCACAUUAGUGCCUAUAUGUGUUUGUGUGUGGGGGAAAGUCUCAUUGAAGAUGGCUUGUGGCCCUCCACAUUGAAGGAAGAGGUGGAAUAUGUAGGGUUGCACCGCCGUUUCUCCUCGAAUGGCAGUGAUGAAAUUGACCUAUUUUGCCAAAUGUUUUGAGAAAUUUGAAAAGUGAAGUAACGCCAAGCACUCGGCUGGUAGUUGACGGAACACCCUUCAUUCCUGAAUGGCCGCAGGAGACAUGAUUAACGCUGGAGUUAAUCUGCAGUUGGCAGCAAACCAUUUCAAUGUCGCACACAAUACAGCUGAAAUCCUUAUGAAUGUUAAACUGGAGCAAAGAAAAACGCUCCCACCGCCCAUGGAAAGCUGAGUGCUAUAACUGCACAUAGCUACUGAGGUGUAUCUUUUUCUGAUCAAUUUUUUUGUGUACAGUAUAGUGAACAUAAGUUUCCUCUUCUGAAUGUGUAGGAGUAAUGCUAGUCAUGUGCUCCUGGAAUUUAAUAAAACCAAGAAGCCCCUUCCAGGGGUACUAUCGAUGAACGAAUGUAGUAUUCGUGUUGCAAAUUUUAUUUACUUAUUUAUACCCAACAUCAUGGAUAAAAAUCCUCUCAAAAUGCAGUCUUGACAUGUCUAUUGUCAUUGACAGAAGUGACAUGGCUUAUCAAAUUUUAAUUAAUUGUCUUCCUCAUUUCACCCCCAUUUUGGCUCUUCUCACCCCCCACCUCCCCAGGCUGGCAAACAUGUUUGCAAACAGUUUUCACAUUUGAAUGAGUACAAGUUGGAUCUUUGAUCAGUUUCAUCUCAUCAGAUCUUUUUACAUUUCACUUACACUAAAGAAAAGGUUGAUCCAUAGCUUUUUUUUUGCUCCUGUUAAUUUAUGAGAACAUUUUCAUGACUGGCAGAUAAAAGGUAAUGAGUAUUUUUGUUGUAAUAUUUUAUUGGAUCCCUGUGUGAAUAAAAUGGAUGUUGGUGGAUUGAAUAUUUUAUGUAACAAUAACUUAUCUCAAAUUGAAAUGAAUACACAGGCUUAUUUUUUUGUUUGAAGCAAGAGAUGGAGACUAUUCACAAAGUGACUAUUCUAAUUGGGAAAGACUACGAUAAAAUUGAAUUUCAAUAGAAUUUGAUCUUGUAGAAUUAAUCUUGCCUAAUCAAAGGAACCUUGUUGGCUUUGGUGGAAUUUGAUCUGGAGAGUUUUUAAGUGGUGCUAUAUUGUUAUACAUACCUGUAGUGUUUCAAUGUUUUAAAGAUGUUUCAUUUUUUAUUCAGCAUUUUCUGUAUUUAGUUUUUCCUGGUUUUGGUUUUUGCUGGUUACCCCCAGUCAGAAGACCGGUCGGUCGGUGUCUGGGACACAGACUUCAUCAUAUUAAUGCUACUCAAUAAAAUUAAGUGGUAUGUAUUAGAUGGGCUACCUUGCAGAUCUUCCACUUUUGUUUCCUCUUCUUUCUGCCCCCUCCCACCCACACAUCCCCGAGUGAAUGCUUCUCUGGCUCUGUGACCUGUAUCAUUUACCCUGGAACUCAGAAUCCCGCCGGAGGAUAGAAGGAAACCAAUGGAGGCUGAAAAUGAAAGCCAAGACAUUUGAAUGCAAGGCAAGUUUUCUUCCAUAGUUUAAUUUACAAGUCCCAACUUAUGUUGCUAUGUGGCAUCGUAACUUUCCAAAGAUGGGAUACCCAAUUAAAGAUGAAUCUGUCAGUGUCCGUUUGGCAAGAUCAGUUUGCAAACUCCUUUAUUUCUAUCCAGUCAUGUGCUAAAGAUUCUUAGAUAUUUCUUUGCAAUUUUUAAAAAACUUUUCUAAAGCGGUGCUGUUUUAUAUAGCCUCCCUUGCCUUCUCUCAAACCCUGUUAACACCAGUCUGGCAUUACAAUCUCAGCGAAAUCAAACGUAGUCUUGUUGUGCAAUAACUAAGAUAAUAAGUAUCCUAAUGUUAGGAUACACUAUAAAGUGUUGUGACUAUUAAAUGCUUCUUAUUCUAAUGUU